This is a messenger RNA of Musa acuminata AAA Group (dessert banana), 1387 nucleotides long. RefSeq names its product zinc-finger homeodomain protein 4-like. The transcript has 2 exons. Gene Ontology annotation, molecular function: transcription cis-regulatory region binding; DNA-binding transcription factor activity. Bases 426 to 1160 code for a protein of 244 amino acids. Gene Ontology annotation, biological process: regulation of developmental process; regulation of DNA-templated transcription. Gene Ontology annotation, cellular component: nucleus. Lineage: Eukaryota; Viridiplantae; Streptophyta; Magnoliopsida; Zingiberales; Musaceae. The record is from RefSeq and is a predicted model, not a curated record.
GUUUUGGUUCUCCUUCCCUCUCACAGCAGUCUGCUGUCCCCUCUCUCUCUCUCCCUCUCUCUCCAUCUGUCUUCUGUGGCAUAAGCUUGAUUCCUGGUACUGCAAGCGAAGCAAACAUCCCAUGCUUUACUUUUGUUGGGUCAUAACCUUCUAAAAUUCUUCUUGUGUGCCACUUUGUACUGUAAGAUUUCUCCUCCCUCUUUAUCUUUUGCCAGCCUUUCUGCUCCCUCACUACUGCUAUAAACCACUUGCUUAGCCUCACACAGCCACAGCUUCCAAGCUCUUCUUGUGAAGCUUCUCAUGAACAAUACCAACAGGGAGUUCCAAUUGGCCUGUUCAUAUCUCCUCAGUUUACAGGAGGGAAGGGUGGCCGAAGAAAGAAGAGUUAAAAGAAGGGGAAGAGAAAGCUGAAAGAUUGAGAGACAAUGGAUCUUUCAGGUCAUGAAGGAGAGAUCCCAAUCCCAAUAAAGAACACCCAUGACAUCUCUUCCAGUGGACCUCCUCCUCCCCUCGCCACGGCCACCAUAGUAGACUACCACCACCAUCACAACCCCUAUCCGUACAGCACCAAGAAAAGGUUGGGGGUGAAGUACAGGGAGUGCCUCAAGAACCACGCGGCCCCCAUUGGCGGCAACGCCACCGAUGGCUGUGGUGAGUUCAUGCCUGGCGGCGAGGAGGGGACUCUGGAGGCCUUGAAGUGCUCAGCCUGCGGGUGUCACAGAAACUUCCACAGGAAAGAAACAGAAGGCGAGUCCUCGUGGGGCUGCUACCACCCCCUCACGGCGAGGAACGCCAUGAACCAGAGAGGCCUCCUGUUAUCCGGGGCAGACGCGUUCGGCCUCGUUCCACGCCCGCUGCCUCACAUGAUCAUGCCCCCGGGGGCCAUGCAGACAUCCGAGUCCGACGAGAUGGAGGGGGUGGGGGACGAGAUGGCAAGGCCGAUUCUGGUGAAGAAGAGGCUGAGGACCAAGUUCACACCGGAGCAGAAGGAGAAGAUGCUGUGCUUCGCUGAGAAGGUCGGCUGGAGGCUUCAGAAGCAGGAGGAGAGUGCAGUGCAGCAACUCUGCCAGGAGAUUGGAGUCAGAAGGAGAGUCCUCAAGGUGUGGAUGCACAACAACAAGCACCACUUGGCCAAGAAGAGCCCUCCCCAGCUUCAAUGACUCUGGCUGCUUCCUCUCUCGCCAUGGCAAACUACUCUUCCCUAUGACACUUGCAAUUCUGAGCUUAUAGUUAUGAUUAGCUUAAGAUUCUCUCAUGACAGUAUCUGAGUCAGAUAAUAGUAUGACACCACUGUCAACCCUACCAUAUGCUAUCUUGGCGUUUAGUGGUGUUAGUUGUUAGGUUUUGUCGACAUAGCCUUGUUUUUUCUUCUAUUAGUUGAUAAUUU